CCUCCUCUCCUGAAGCUCGCCUUUCAUGUCACUAGUGCUGCUUGUAUGUGCAGGGAGACGCAGCCAAUCUCUUCCUCAUGACGACAUCGAGGCUGGACUCACCGUAGAGCUAUAUACGAUGGCCACAUUGAACGCACCCACCGAGGAUGAACACUUGGAAAGAAGACAGUGUCUGAGAGGACAAAUGACAAAACAGGACGCCUGCACCUGCUGCCAGCCCUGUCUCUGAUCUGAUCUGAACAGCAGCGGGACAGCAUCCAAGCAUCCUCACCAAGGAUUGUCUGGAAUUUACAUUUUCAUUGCUUAUUUUUAAUUGUAACUAUCCAGGGGAGCCUGCUUUUUAGCUGUUUUUAGCUGUAUCAGUCUGUUUUUGUCACUUUUUCCUCCCACAAAAAGACGUUUGACAUCUUACUCCGACAAGGAAGCGAGCGCUGGGGCAGAAUGUCGGUGCUUUGAACAGAACCAUUUUCUCUCUCUUCCUCUCUCUGUGUGUGUGCUUUUCUGACUUUUUUUGUUGUUGACAUUUUAUACAGCGGUGCUUCCUCCUGACACAGUCCCUAUUCAACAACAGGAUGAAUGAGAAGCACUUUUUGAGCCGCUGCCAGUGAAGUGUUUUGUGCUCAGCAUGCGUGGCUCCGCUCACCUGUGUGGGAAACAUCGGAACCAAUUAAAAAAAUAAAGAGUGUGCGCAUCAUGGAGUGGUUGGCACUGGCGGAUCCUGGGCAGAGUAAAUAAAUCUUCAAACAGACAUCGCCGCUUUGUCAUCGAGUAACAGUGGACAUCAAUGACGGUGCGUAAGGUGCGCUUCGCUUAAAGCUACAUACUCCGCGUAAAGGGAAAAAAACACACACCGUCAAAAUGAUAUUGUUUCGCAAAUUCCGAGUGUUGAUACUGAUGGUGUUUUUGGUUGCGUGCACCAUGCACAUCAUGAUAGACUUGUUACCGAAACUAGAGAAGCGUGCAGUUGGAGCGGACAGCGGCGACGGCGGCUGCCAGUGCGCACUUCACCCGGGCGGAGAGACGCAGAGCUGGGGGAAGCAGCGCGCCAGGUCGGCGGCUGAAGCCGGAUGGCCUAACAAACACACGCUGAGGAUCCUGCAGGAUUUCAGCAACGAGCCGAGCUCCAACCUCACAUCUAAUUCCCUGGAAAAGAUCACAGCAGCGGGCGGGGGCAAAACGGACUCCCGGGGGCGGCUCAGACCGUCGGCGGGGAAGGCGGACGACCACAAGCCGCUCAUCGGAGGCGCAAGUGGGGGUCGGAGCGACGAUGCCCACGGUAUCUCCAAACUCUCCGCUCUGUUUGAGCAUCCAUUAUACAAGGUUGACCUUCCGCCCCUCACGGACGAUGACACUUUGUUUAACGUCAACACUGACAUCCGGUUUUAUCCCAGAGCAACAGGGAACCAAGGAUGGCACAAUGAAGAAGGGAAUGCAGGGGAAGAGUUCUCUCCAACAGCAGCCGUGACGGCAGAAUCCUAUCCUAACUGGCUACGUUUCCACAUUGGGAUCAACCGCUACGAGCUGUAUGGCAGACACAAUCCUGUUCUUGAUGCCCUACUGAAGGACCUGGUUGCGCAGAGGAUCACCAGUGUUGCCAUGAAAUCAGGAGGCACCCAGCUGAAACUCAUCAUGACUUUCCAGAACUAUGGACAAGCACUUUUCAAGCCCAUGAAGUAAGUCGCUCAAUUAAACUACAUGUAUGUAUUAGCCCAUGUCAGAUC
This is a messenger RNA of Solea senegalensis (Senegalese sole), 1721 nucleotides long. Its product is annotated as extracellular serine/threonine protein kinase FAM20C-like. Gene Ontology annotation, molecular function: protein serine/threonine kinase activity. Gene Ontology annotation, cellular component: Golgi apparatus. The transcript is spliced from 3 exons. Gene Ontology annotation, biological process: protein phosphorylation. Lineage: Eukaryota; Metazoa; Chordata; Actinopteri; Pleuronectiformes; Soleidae. The record is from RefSeq and is a predicted model, not a curated record. Bases 859 to 1677 code for a protein of 272 amino acids.